This is a messenger RNA of Blastomyces dermatitidis ER-3, 5138 nucleotides long. RefSeq names its product tyrosinase. The coding region runs from base 178 to 2580 and encodes 800 amino acids. Gene Ontology annotation, molecular function: oxidoreductase activity. Lineage: Eukaryota; Fungi; Ascomycota; Eurotiomycetes; Onygenales; Ajellomycetaceae. The record is from RefSeq and is a predicted model, not a curated record. The transcript is spliced from 10 exons.
CUAAAAACAAAAGAAUGUGAUCCUGACAACGUUUUAGCAACGAAUCAGAAUGGUUAUUCAGAAUGCUGAGAAUACAUAAGCGAUGCAGCGUCCGUCAACUCGGAAAAGUUGAGGGAACUACCUCAAGCACCCGUCUCGCCCUACAACACCUAGAAGUAUGAUUUAACGCCGACCACGAUGGCUUACGAAUACUAUCCUAUUCAAGGAAUCAAAGUAGGCCUAGGCCCGGACAACCAGGUACCCAUCAGACGGGAGUUUAAUGAAUGGAGUACAAGCCAAAAGCGUAGGGAUCAAAUACAGGUUGCUCUAUUUCUCCUGGCUCUCAGUGAUUUCCAGGCCAUUCCCCCAGACUCAAGGGAUUCUUAUUUCCAAAUUGCAGGUAUCCAUGGCAUGCCUUACAAGUCCUGGGACGAGCCCGGGAUUACUGCUCAAGAGACUCACUUAAAGGGCUAUUGCGUGCACGCAAAUAGCCUGUUUCCAAUAUGGCAUCGGCCGUAUCUGCUACUCUACGAGCAACGCAUCUACGAGAUAAUGGUCGAUGUUAUCAUUCCACGAUUGAGACUGCCUGGGAGAGUAGAGGAAGAGUGGCUUGAAGCUGCGUAUCAAUGGCGGCUCCCAUUCUGGGACUGGGCGAAGUAUCCAAAGAUACCGGACCUUAUGAGCAAGCCAAGGAUUCGGCUCAGGUUUCCGGCAAUGACCAUAUAUAAUCCGCUUUACAAGUUCGAGAUGCCCAACGGUAAAAAAAUGGGCGUCUACGGCCUCGGAACGCUCAAGUCCCCAGAUUUCGACGAUGCGCUAGAGUACGGGGAGUGUUACGCUACCAGUCGUUGUCCGACGCCAGGAGAACGUGUGCCUACCAGCAAGAAAUGGAGGGAGGGUGUAGUCAACAAUGAGGCAGCAAACAAAUUCAUGACCAACCACGAGUCAAUUACGGAUUUCGAUUAUGGUAAAACAACGGAGAUGGUGUACAGACUGCUCACCUAUCCGAUGGAUUUCGUGAGCUUUGCAACUACGGCAAGGGAUGCUACCAUGGACUCUUCAAGUGCAUCCAAAGUUACCAACGACAUGAAUAUAGAAUUCAUCCACAACAACAUUCACUACUGGGUUGGUGGGAAUGGAGGCCACAUGUCCCAAAUUCCGGUCGCAACCUUUGACCCCAUAUUUUGGUUCCAUCAUUGUUUUCUCGAUCGCCUCUUUGCAAUUUGGCAAACGUUGAAUCCAGAAAAGUGGUUUAACGCGGAUAAAACGAGACCAUUUGAUCAAAAAAUAAUCGGAAUGGGUGAUAUCGUCACAUCCAAGGCACCUCUUAGACCUUUUCACAUGGAUGAAGCAGGGACCGUCUGGACACCAGAUGGUGUUCGUGAUUGGUUCAAGUUGGGAUAUACAUACCCGGAACUCCAGCGUUGGAACUAUGGCGAUAACUACAGGGAGGAACUCUUUCGAGACGUGAAUGAUACAUAUGGCGCCCUAAGGAAAGAAGCCAUAGCAAUGGGCAAACCAGACAGCAAACUACCAGAUGUGGUACAGGCUGGGGAAAAUGGUGUCUCAAUGAAUGACUAUGCCGUGAGCAUCAGAUACUCCAAGUUCGCCAUGGGUGGCCAUCCAUUCAAUCUUGAGGUUUAUCUACGACCUGAAAACGAGACGGAAAAUAAAUUUCGACCAGAAGACUUUGUCACCAAUGUUUACAACUUUAGCCAGCCAGCGGAGCAAAACGGCGAAACAGUUUGCUCUAACUGCAAUGAUCUGGAGGAGCAAGACGUGCAGGUCAUCGCAUAUAUUCCGAUCACACCGUACCUGGUCAAAAAAAUUGGCCAACAGGCGCUGAAGGACCUUACACCAGCUACCGUUGAACCUUUUCUCUCAGGACUGUACUACAGAGUCACUAUGGGUGAUAAUGUUGUUUCUGAAGAGAGGUGGAAGCCAACUUUGAAUCUCAAAGUUUCUGUUUCUCAGACUAGAAUGGAGUACUCAAAUGAUCCUAGUAUUCCAACAACAUUUGACGACCCCCAGAUAAUUCCGUCCCUCGGAAUUAGCCCAGAGGCUGCAGGAGUUCCAGCGCCAACACUUGGUGUGUCUACAAAUUAUGUUCCUUUCAACAGCAUUACUCAGCUCGAGGAAGCAGUCCCUACCGGCGGGUCACUUGUUAUAACAGCACAAUCCGCGAGCCAAGAUAAGCCGCCCAGGGAAAUAAAGACAGGCAUUUGGCUUGCAUCCGUGUACCCUGGUUCGAGCGAUGUCACUAACCAGCAAACCUAUGAUGUUCCUCUUUUCAUAGUCAUCAACAGCCGAACCCGGCUUCUUUCGUGCGGCAGCAAGCAGGCCGGCCGUGGCUUGAGUGCUCCUACGGAGCUGAAGCUUGAACCAUGGCUGAAAAAGGACGAGCCGAGCAUUAGGGUGGAUAUUGGGGGAAACGAUUUUAUAGUUUAUGUUGAUGGAAUGAGAGUUCUGGCAGUGGAGCGGGCCAUCAAAAGUGGAAACAUAACGCACGUCAGAUACGUGGCCUCCCCCGAGGGCAAGGACCCAGUGUUUGCAAAAGCGCUCACGGUGACGACAUACAAGCAAGCUGACAUGGUUCCGUGACUCCGUGAGCCUAAUUAAUAGUUUGCUCCUCGCGGAAUGGGGAUUCCUACUUUGCAUGCCACAGUACUUAGCUUCUCCAGUCGAUUUAAGCAUCGAAACGUCAUCAUUUGCAAUCAAACUAUGAGAUGCAUAUCCGUCGAGAGUAACGUAUCUUAACGAGUGGUUCAAUCUAUCUCCUACUAAACUAGCUUGCAUAACAUGGACUUGUUUUUAAAGCCACAAAAAACUCAAGAGGGGUUCUUUGCAACAAGUGCAUGAACUACAUGCAUAACGACCUGUUGCUCUCAUUUAAUGUCUAAAUGUCGAAUCCUUGAAUUUUCUCAUCAUCAGUAAAGGAAGAAGCUGACUCCGUUGGCUGCAUAUACACAUCCGUAAUAUCCUUGAGGAUUGCAAGGCUUCCGUUUGCACGGCGGUACACAUGAGUACUUGCUAGUACACCGGCACCCUUGAGGUGAUAGCUAACUGUCCAUUCCACGGGCCGUACGUGGCUCCACAAGGGCUCAACGACGCACAAGGUGGCUUGAGAAUCUCUCUUUGCAUUUCCCUAAUGCAUGGAUAUUGGGCAGAGGGGCUGAGGUGAAAGGGCCUGGGGCCCUUGUAUCAGCAAUGUAUUCCAAUUCUGUCCGAAUCGUUGCUAUCGCCAUUGGACGCUCCUACGUUGGUUCCAUCACCUCGGCCUAUAUAAAAAUCCCUCGUAACUGGUUGAUUCGUUGCUUCUCAAAUCAUCCUGCAUGGGAUUAUUUUACCAAACCCCUCGGCAAAUAUCCAGGAUAUAGCUGAUACAGGGAUCAUCAAACAAUAUCUCAGAGUUCCAGUGCUUGGUCUUCUCGCAGAAUUGUGUCUCGUCUGUACCCUCCUCAUUGCUCAGUCAAGCCCGACCACGCCGAGAUUUCCCCCAGUGCUGCGAAACCUCGAUUGCUGCUCUUCUGCGGGUUUAGGGUUGAUGUCGCUCUUUUGGGUAGUGGCGAAAAUUUUGAGCACCAUUCUUGUGAUUGCGGCGUUGUCAAUCACAGUAAGGACGAAAAUCAGAAAUGCCGUUACGAGGUUGACGCUGGCAGCCCGUAGCUUUCUUCGUUUGGUGGUAGAGAUCAUAGCAUCGUCGAUUUCACUGUUGGAAGCUGCCGCUGCGAGUUUCUCAGACCGAGCUGUUGUUCCUUUCGCUUCUACUAGUAGCUGGAUCACCUCUGGAUCUUUGAGGUUCAACAACUCGUUCUCAAGAGGUUUCGAACCUCCGUCAAGCUCAGGAUGAGAGGAUCUAGCAUUGGCCCCGCGCCGGAGCAAGAGUUCGACAAUUUCGGCUCUAUGAGGGCCAUGUCCCUGCGUGGUAACGAUCCACAAGGGGGUUCUAUUUUGGCUUGAGGCGGCAUCGACCUGGGCGCCGUGGUCGAGGAGGAGUCGGACGACUUCAAUAUGUCCGUUCUUUGCUGCUAAAGCAAGUGCGGUCAGGCCGAUGGUUCCCUUUCCCUUUUCUUUGCACUGCUCAUUGAUAUCAGCUUUGUGGAGGUAGCAUGCCAGUGUCGUGCUUGUAAGCGCUCCUGCGGCGGCAUCGGCGUGGAGAGUCAUUUUCCCAGUGUUUUUACUAGUAUGAUAAUUGAGGUUUCGUUCCAUGAAUUUGGGUAUGCUUUAAAGGAGCGCUACAUUACCGAUAUAAACCCCACGAGCAUUAACCACCUUGACCUUUCGAAUGAACAUAGAUGAGGUGUUUUUACCGGACUCAACGGGAAGCUGGCUUCCACAUUCCAUACUCCGCCUCAACUUGAUAUCACCCCAAUAUUCCGGAACCCCACCCCUUCAAGUUGGGCAUGAAUUGCUCGGGUAUGUGGCAUUACAAUCAUGUAGGUCUGCCUGCAUGCAGAAACAUUAGAUUGGGCAUUCGUACGUGAUCGGACCUUCGAUCGCGGAAGAUGGACAGGAAUAAUCCCUGGCGAUAAUGUCGGCAGCGCCAAGAUCUAGGGGGUGUUUGACGCCCAAUAUUCUGCAUAUGGUGAUGGUUCUCAUGUUAGAUUGGCCCACAGCCUGAGUUUGCCAAAAAACAUUUCGAUUUCGGCCUUGGGGGAUCUUGCUGGGAGUUAGCAUUCGCUAAUCCAGCCCUGGUCCAUAGAAUUUCAUGUCUUCGAUGCUCUGACGAGACAAUGAUUUCCACAACCAGCGAUACGAACAAAAAAGAGACGCAAGGCUUGCAUGAAGACUAAGUCUCUAGGACUUUGCAGGCUGUGGCUCCCAGCGCGGAAAAUCAACUACCACUAUUAGGAAAUAGCUCUAAUGUAACGUUGCCUGCAAAGUCACUACUAAGAUUCCUUUAUUCGGCAUUCAAGGUCUGCACCGGAGAGAGCAACAUGGAGAGUAACUACGAAAAUAUUAGUAUCAAAACCCGUCAAUAUCUAUUCUAAGGGGGUAGUUGGGUGUGCUCACCCAAUCUUCUAGUUCAGCUUCGUUCUUUCUGAGCUCAUCGUAUCUCGCAUCGAGGAGUUCUAAUUUAUGUAAGCGAUGUUUGAGCCUGGGCUGGCAUGUGAAACUAGGUGGAAAGUAAAAAAGCAAAAAAGGUUGGAGAUACUCAC